Suillus subaureus is the source of this 3299-nucleotide messenger RNA. Its product is annotated as SNF2 family N-terminal domain-containing protein. The coding region runs from base 249 to 3116 and encodes 955 amino acids. The transcript is spliced from 11 exons. The record is from RefSeq and is a predicted model, not a curated record. Lineage: Eukaryota; Fungi; Basidiomycota; Agaricomycetes; Boletales; Suillaceae. Gene Ontology annotation, cellular component: nucleus. Gene Ontology annotation, molecular function: chromatin binding; ATP binding; ATP-dependent chromatin remodeler activity.
CCUCAACGACUGGCCCUAAUCACCACAAUCUGUGGAGUCAGUCCGGUCCCUCAGCCGUGCCCGACGUCCUGUCCUCAUCAAGUGGGUUUGUCCACGGUAGUGGUCCUGCUCACGCGUCAUUCACGCGUCAGUCGCGUCCAUGGGCAGGAGAUGUGAGACCGUUAUCUGAAGUUGAUAGUUUUGGGGAUGAAGGUCCACCGAGAAAGCGUAUAAAUCGCGGAACACCCUCCGACGCCCUACCGCUCGGGAUGGUAACCCCUGGCUCUCCAGAUAUCCAACAUCCAGGGCAAAGGCGUAAACAGAAUGUAAACGCAGAAAGGCAGUCGCAUUCAUCGGAUGAAUCGAUGCUGGAUGUCAGGUCGUCGCUGGAAGGACCCUCAAAGCGGAUCGUCCGCGGCCAACGCCCAGACCACGCUGACUCAUAUGUGUUCACUGUAUUCCAGCUUUCGCACCCUGGUUAUGACCUAGCCACACUCAGGGCUGCUUGGAAUGAAGCUAAUGGGAAUGACAACAAGGCAUCUUUGCUCCUCUCUGAUUCUUCAUGGAAGCCCCAAUCCACACCGACUCCAUCUAAUUCUGCCACCGUCGCUAAAGCACCGUCUGUGCCAGCGCCAGAACCACCUACUGUCGAGACUACUGGGAGAGUGGAAGAGGUCGAUGAAGCCACCAAAACCCAGCGCGCUGCUCUCCGGGAGAAGGCCAAGAAAUCAUCCAUCUAUGCUAACAGAGCUACAUUAGAUACCACACGGUCCCCUACGGUUCCCAACAUCCCUAUACCCAGAGCUAUGUCGCCUGCAUCCCCAUCCACACCUGCCAUCAUGGCCCCACGCCGCAAGCGACCAAAGAAGUUGAUCCUCUCUGACGACGAGGCCGAAGCCAGUGAAAGCGAGGAGGAGCUUCCACGAACCCGUCAGAAUGGAGAAAUUUCUCGGGAGAGGGCAGCGUUUGAGUAUUUCAACCAGGCCAAUGUAGAUGCUAUUCAGGAAUUAACCGGUUGCACCCCAGAACAAGCGCAGAAGAUCAUCGAGCUUCGGCCUUACUCUUCAAUAGCAGACCUCAAUACCAAACUUAACCAAGGCAAGAAAAAGGCAGGACCAUCCGGAAUUAGCCCCCGUAUGUUCGAAGACUGCCAGGAGAUCCUUCAAGGCUAUGACACUGUCGAUGGCAUCCUUGAAGAGUGCGAGCAAAUUGGUUCGACUUUGCGCACUGCUAUCGCGACUUGGACUACGGAAGAUUUGUCAAGCAAAGGCAAAGGGAAGGAAGCGCCACUAGCCCCGGAUCAAAUCGAGGAAGGCUCGUUGAGUCUACGUGCGUUGAAAAUUUCAAACGAUGCUGCAUCAAAGGGCUUCAUCUCAUCUCAACCCUCGAUGAUUGCGGAAGGCAUAACGCUCAAGGACUAUCAGCUUCUUGGCAUCAAUUGGCUGUUUUUGCUCUAUCGGAAAAGACACAGUUGUAUUCUAGCCGACGAAAUGGGCCUCGGCAAGACCAUACAAGUCAUCAGUUUCUUUUCUCUGCUCAAGGAACGUGGAAACUUUGGCCCGCAUCUCGUCAUUGUGCCAUCGUCAACGCUGGAAAACUGGUGUCGAGAGUUUGCUCGAUUCGCGCCUUCAAUAUCAGUGCAGACUUUCUAUGCUGGCAAAGAUGAACGGGCAAGCUUGCGACAGAUGCUGAUAGACACACGGCGGGGAUCAAGCAAGAAUGGGACGGGGUGGGAGGUGCUAAUCACUACCUACAACCUUGCUCAAGGUGACGACAAAGACCGCAAGUUUUUCAGAAAAAUGGAGUGGGAUACUAUCGUUUUCGACGAGGGACAUGUCUUGAAGAACUUCCAGUCCCAGCGUUACCAGGCAUUACUCAAAUUCGAAGCAAAAUGGCGACUCCUUUUAACAGGCACUCCUUUGCAGAACAACCUUCAAGAGCUAGUGUCAUUGAUGAACUUCAUUCUUCCGGGUAUGCUCUCGGAAAAGCUGGAGACCUUGCGAGCGAUCUUCAAAACGAAGGGCGAUGCCAAGGUCACAUUGCUCUCUCAGGAGCGUAUCUCAAGAGCUAAGAAGAUGAUGACGCCGUUUGUCCUUCGACGGCGCAAGGAUCAGGUUCUAAAGGACCUUCCGCUAAAAACUGAGCGGAUAGAAUGGUGUGAUAUGACCGACAUACAGCGAUCGAUAUACCAUGACGCUCUGCAACGGUCGCGAAAAACAAUAUUGGAUGCAGAAGGUGCUACUCCCGACGCAUCAGGUACGACGACGCCAGUCACGAAUGGCAAAGCCGUCAAAAAGAAGACGAAAGCCAAUCCUCCAGCUUCACAUCCUAUGUUGUUUCGCAAGUUGUUCGAUGAUCAAGCGUUGACUUCAAUAGCAAAACAACUGCUCAAGGAACCGGAAUUCAAGAAGCGAGGCGCAGUUUUCGAGUAUAUCAAGGAGGAUAUGGAAGUCAUGACCGACGCAGAGCUUCAGUUUUUCUGCCAGGGCUAUAAGUCGACGCGAAAAUUUCUCCAGGAUCAAAACUGCUAUCUUAAUGCUGGAAAGAUAUCGGUUCUAUUGCGGUUGCUUGAGGACUAUAGGAAGGCGGAACGAAAGAUUCUAAUAUUCUCUCAGUUCACACAGAUACUAGACAUUCUUCAAGCGAUUUUGAAGCUGAAGGACAUUAAAUAUCUAAUUCUGACUGGCUCCACUGCCGUAGAUGUGCGACAAACGCUUGUGGACGAGUUCACCGAAGAUAUGUCGAUACCUGUGUUCCUCCUAUCAACGAAGGCGGGUGGUAUGGGUAUCAACUUGACAGCUGCAAGCGUCGUUGUCAUGUUUGACCAGGACUUUAAUCCUCACAAUGACCGGCAGGCACAAGACCGUGCUUAUCGCAUUGGCCAGAAGCGAGAUGUAGAUGUCGUGAAGCUUAUCAGUCGCGGGACGAUUGAAGAAGACAUGCUCCGACUUGGGGAGACUAAACUGGCCCUCGACGAAGCAGUAGCAGGAGAAAGUGAGGAAGCUGACGGCGACAAGGGAGCCAGCAGACAGGAAAAAGAGGUUAAGAAGUCACUCAUGGGCCAGUUGAGGAGGCAAUUGGAAAGGCAAGAUGGAGCUUCCACCAGACCUGGACAAAUACCCGCACAGUCCUCUUAAUAAUUAUCAAUAUGCUUUGUUGCCCUUGCAUUCGUUAGUGCUUUGCUUAUUGUUUACCAUCUUGAUUAUAGUAUGGUAUGUAGAUAUUGGUAGAGUUUUCGAGUAGUUAAUUGAAAACUGACAGUCCACGAACGAGCCGGUCGAUACUAGCACGAAAGUAAUCGUUGUCGAUGCCCUGAGAAC